AAACCACCAACAAAAUCUAAAGCUCUUUACUACUUCACACAAUCACUUUCAAUUCACCAUCAUGCACUUCUCCGCCAGCACCCUACUCCUCCCUCUCCUCACCGCUACCCCUCUCACCUCAGCCUGGAAGCUCCAAGUCUUCAUGAAUGAUGGCCGAUCCGUCACCACCAACGGCCGCCUCGAUUCCGGCUGCAAGACUUACGAGUUUAACAUGAACUCGCCCGUCAAACGUGCCUAUUUCGACAGCAGUCUUGGGUCCAGGACCUUUGAACUGUAUGCUCAGCGAAACUGCGGAGGUCUCAGCUACAGAAAUAAUGAGGGGACGCACGAUUUGAAUCCGCCGAGGAUCAUCAGGAGCUACAAGGUCCACUAGGAAACGAUGACUUGAUGAAGUUGAG
This is a messenger RNA of Macroventuria anomochaeta, 398 nucleotides long. RefSeq lists its product as uncharacterized. The transcript has a single exon. Lineage: Eukaryota; Fungi; Ascomycota; Dothideomycetes; Pleosporales; Didymellaceae. The record is from RefSeq and is a predicted model, not a curated record. The coding region runs from base 62 to 373 and encodes 103 amino acids.